Molecule: messenger RNA, 2115 nt
Organism: Eucalyptus grandis
Lineage: Eukaryota; Viridiplantae; Streptophyta; Magnoliopsida; Myrtales; Myrtaceae
Product: heat stress transcription factor A-4c-like
Exons: 3
Coding region: 684-1976 (430 amino acids)
Biological process (GO): regulation of transcription by RNA polymerase II
Cellular component (GO): nucleus
Molecular function (GO): RNA polymerase II cis-regulatory region sequence-specific DNA binding; DNA-binding transcription factor activity
Source: RefSeq, a predicted model, not a curated record
AAACGAGCGGACGCGCACUCAGUCGAUUCUCCACCAUCUUCUCUCUCCUCCCCACAUCGUCUCUCCGCAGCUUCGCCGUUGUUUCUCCGUCCGUGGGCGUGAAGAAACAUCUGCGGAUGUGAAAGGGGUACUGUUGGGAGUUUCUGUGGCUGCAAUUUCUUGUGGGUUUCGCGAAAGGGGUGUUCUUUCCAGGAGCUUCGGACGGGAGGGGGGUGUUUCUGAGUUUUCUUGGAAGACCCUGAUCCAAUCUUUGACGUAAUUGCGUGUGCUUCGAGAAAGGGUCUCGCUCGCAUUGAAUCUGGGGUUUCGCUUUGCGCGUGGCAUCGUCGGCUCCAUUCGUUUGCGAUUGGUGGCGGUGCUGGUAUUUUAGGAGAAGGGGGCAAUGUUUGGGGCUCCUUCAAGCUGAUUUGUUGUGGGGUUUUGGUUGUUUGGGAAUUUGAGCAUUUCAUUUUGUUUUGCUUGACGGCGAUGUGGUCCCUUGGAGUGGCGUUUAUCUGGGGGUUUUCCGAUUGAAAGUUAAAUUAGAGAUUCCCAGGUGCGGAUUCGUUGUCGGGUUUGUGUUCUUGUGCAUGAUAGUGUGAUUGAUUGAGAGUUUGGGUGGAAGAGCAGAAGGUGGGGGUUUUGUUUGGAAGCUUUGAUUGUUGGGUAGUUCUGAUUUCGAGAGAGUGUUGGCGAAUUUUGAGAUGGACGAAUCGCCGAGUGGCUCGAAUUCUCUGCCGCCUUUCCUGUUGAAGACGUACGAGAUGGUCGAUGCUGCCUCCACCGACCCGGUGGUUUCGUGGAGUCAAAGCAGCAAGAGCUUUGUUGUGUGGAAUCCACCAGAGUUUGCACGGGAUUUGCUGCCGAAAUACUUCAAGCACAACAAUUUUUCCAGCUUUAUUAGACAGCUAAACACAUAUGGUUUUAGGAAAAUUGACCCAGAACGAUGGGAAUUUGCGAACGACGAUUUCGUAAGAGGUCAGCCGCAGCUUCUGAAGAACAUCCAUCGGCGGAAACCAGUCCACAGCCAUUCCCUUCAGAAUCUCCAAAAUCAGGGAAGUUCUUCUCCUUUAACUGAUGCAGAGAGACAAGGACUGAAGGAAGAGGUAGAAAGGCUUAAAGGCGACAAGGAAUCUCUUCAGUUGGAGCUACAGGUGCAUGAAGAAGAGAGGAAAGGCUUUGAAGUGCAGAUGCAGAAUUUGAAGGCACGGCUUUUGAAAAUGGAAGAUCGACAGAAGAAUAUGGUGUCUAACUUGGGUAAUGUUCUGCAGAAACCUGGUCUUGCCCUUAAUAUGUUGAUUGAGUCGGAGUUUAAUGAUAAGAAGAGGAGAUUGCCUCGAAUUGGUUACUACCAUGAUGAGGGACAUGGUGAAGACAAUCAUGCUGGGACUCCCCAAACUUUGACAAGAGAAAACAUUGAUGGAGCUUCAUCCUUACCAUCGAUAUUGGAUUUAUAUGAACAAUUGGAAUCAUCGCUCACAAUCUGGGAAUACAUUGCGCAUGAUUGUGAAAACUUUGGUCAGCGCAACUCAACCCUAGACUUCGAUGAGACUACUAGUUGUGCUGAUAGCCCUGCUAUAUCCUGCAUUCAGUUUAAUAUUGAUGCACGGCCUAGAUCACCCACAAUUGACAUGAAUUCUGAGCCCACUGCUGCUACUGUUUUUGAGCCUGCCGUGGUUACUACUUCCGAGCCAGCUUUGACCAUUGCUUCCGAGCCAGCUUUGACCGUUGCUUCUGAGCCAGUUUCCUCUAAAGAACAAGCUGUAGCCACAGCUCCUAAUGUGCCAGCAGGGGUUAACGAUGUCUUCUGGGAGCAAUUCUUGACGGAGAAUCCUGGUUCCUCCGAUGUUCAGGAAGUUCAGUCAGAAAGAAAGGAUACUGAUGGUAGAAGGAAUGAGAGCAAACCCGCUGAUCACAGCAGGUUUUGGUGGAAUGCAAAGACCGUAAAUAACCUAAGAGGACAAUUGGGGCAUCUUACCCCAGCAGAAAGCACUUGAAGUUGGUCGAUUGUUUUUGGGUAUUUUGAUGGCUCGGCCAGGGCAUUGUAAUAUAAUAGGUAUGGGACGGUGGGUCUUGAAAUAAAUAGGUAAUACAUGCUUAGGGUGGCUAGCUUACUGCAAUAACAUUGAUGAGAUC